AUCUCUAUACCGACUUUUAAUCCAGACUUGGCGGAAUUUUCUAAGCAAUGUCAAAUAAAGUGGAUAAAUUGCACAAGCAGGCUUUACGGGAGCAACAGAAGCGAAUCAAACCGGGAGAAUGCAUGAAAUAUGUGCGUAUGGUCAUAGAUGCAGGAUUUCUGGGCAUACCCGUGGGUCAGGAGAUGCUGAACCAACUAAAUUCCAAGGAUGUUAAGUAUGAAAUAAGGAGCCUGCCAGUCAGCUACAGCAUUAUAUGGGAACGUAAUGUGGGACAGCAGACGAUUACCCUAGGAACCAGUCCCACUGGUCUGAAUGAAGCCUGGAAGCGUGAGAAUCAAGUGGUCCAAUGGUUAUCCGAAAAUGAUUUUCAAAAGGCUGUUAAAAAUCAAAGUCUUGUUUGUCUGGGACCCAGAUUACACGCGUCGUUUCCUGGCUGCCAGUACACGGUAGCACUACCUAAACUUCGUCAUAGCAAGCACGGCAGUUCAGCAAGCCAGGAUGCUUUGAUAGAGAUGCAGUUGCUCCAGGAGCUCCACGUGGAACAACUGAAUCGGCCCGAAAGCCAGGAUCUGUUGGCCUUUCUCCAGCGCUACACGAAAGCCAUAGCGGAAGCUCCUUAUAAGAAGCAACGCAACGAAACGCUGGGCACUUUCAAAAAGUACCUGGCCAACGAUAAGAAGCAGUGCGUUCGAGUGGAACACGGAAAUGGAUAUGGACGUCUAUGGCAGCAGCAUCUAAAUAGAUUACCCCAGGUCACACUCGAGGUGGCCGAAUCCAUUAUAGCGCAGUAUCCCUGUCCCAAGAAACUUUUAGAUCACUUUUCUAAUGAUCCCACUGCAGUGCAAAGUCUUGCCGACUUAAAGAUCAAGCGCUGCAAUGGGCCCCAGCCUCUGCACACCGAACGUCGCAUCGGAAAUGUUCUCAGUAAUAAACUGUACACUUUGUAUAAUGCCAAGGAUCCAAAUACCUUGAUAUAAAUUUAAAAAUUAAUGUCAAGUAUUGACUUACAUAAUCUAUUGGAUAUAUGCAAGCGUAUUUAAAUCUAAAGACUCCCUCUCUAGUUUCAUGCCAUUUUUAAUGAAAAUAAAUUGUCAAUAUUAUUAAAAAA
This is a messenger RNA of Drosophila rhopaloa, 1108 nucleotides long. RefSeq names its product crossover junction endonuclease EME1 (gene mms4). Bases 48 to 977 code for a protein of 309 amino acids. The record is from RefSeq and is a predicted model, not a curated record. Gene Ontology annotation, cellular component: nucleus; Holliday junction resolvase complex. Gene Ontology annotation, biological process: double-strand break repair; resolution of meiotic recombination intermediates; mitotic intra-S DNA damage checkpoint signaling. The transcript has a single exon. NCBI's taxonomy places the organism in Eukaryota, Metazoa, Arthropoda, Insecta, Diptera, Drosophilidae. Gene Ontology annotation, molecular function: DNA binding; nuclease activity.